AUGGCUAUCAAGACACAGUCCACGGCUUCCAUUCUGCCCGAAAAACAGGCUCUUUUGGAUAAAAUCUUGGGCAUAGCACAAGAAGAACAACGUAGGGGCAACAAAUCAAUCACAAAGGAAAAUCUUGCUGCUCUUGAACGUCACGUCUUGGAAAGGAAACGUUUAGCUGGUGGUUCGAAAUCGAAAAAUAAACCAAGUUUACCGGUUCCAGAAGCCCCCAAACCAUUGGUGUGUCCUCUAUUUGAGAAAUACAACUUACCCAACCAGUCCACAACACCUAAUCAUAGACGAAUUCGUCGCCAGGUCAACUUGGGAUCGAAAUUCACGCUCAAAAAACUCGAAUUUAUUUUUGUUCAAGUAUUAGAAAUGGUAGCCAAUUUGCUCGAUAACCUUCAUUUGUUCCUGAAACUACCUGGAUUUCCUGAAGGAUUGGUUAAAGUGUUGCUGCAUACCAAUAAAUUGUGGGUGCUUAUAUUGGUGUUUUUGAUUAGAAAAACGGUGCUGCAACUUCUCAAUGUUAUUCGCAAGGAAAAGAAGGUGAAUGUCGAACUCAACAUCCUAUCGCAGAGUAAAAAUUCCAAGGUUUUGUUGAACUCAGAAUCACAAGAUCCUUCUAACAUCUACCGCAAGUAUGAAAAGGUGUUGAAAGACUUGCGUUUUGACAAGUCCAUGUUGGUGCUCGAACUCAUAGGUAACUUUAUGGACUUGGCAUUUAAUGUCAUUGAACUCUACGGGGUUCCAGUGCCAGACUGGUUGAUGAGCGGGUUGAAUUUUGCCAGUAUGGCCAUGACGGUUUACAGAAUGAACAAGGACGACGAAUACAUUGACGACGACAUUACCGAGGACUUGAUUUAG
This is a messenger RNA of Meyerozyma guilliermondii ATCC 6260, 855 nucleotides long. RefSeq lists its product as uncharacterized. The coding region runs from base 1 to 855 and encodes 284 amino acids. The transcript has a single exon. Lineage: Eukaryota; Fungi; Ascomycota; Pichiomycetes; Serinales; Debaryomycetaceae. The record is from RefSeq and is a predicted model, not a curated record.